GAUAAGACUCACCCCCUUUGCUUACACUCCACUAUUCCACUGAUAACUUCCAUCUCCAGCCACCACCGCCUCCACCACAUGGCUGCCUCUCCAAGCUCCUUAUCCACCUUCUCCUCCCUUUCCAUUCAUCACCCACCACGCCUUUCCCAUCUCCCCUCUUCUCACCCCUCCCUCUCCCCUUUAAAAAACCCCAAAUAUUCCCUAUUUCUCCUUCCCAAAGUCACAAAAAUCAGCCCCGUCAAGGCUACUUCUGGUGGUGCGGAAACAAUUUAUUUUGACAAUGUAGACCCGGAAGAAGUCUCCACAUUCGACCCACCAGAGCGCCCAGAGGACUUUGUUCCACCUCCUCCUUUUGACGAAGGGCCAAUUGAGACAGAAGAUGAAAUAGCCCGAGGGUAUGAAGAAAUCUAUGGGCCAGCAUACAGUGGUGAAACUUUUCUUGGAAAUGACAUCUAUGUGAUGGAUCCUAAGGUGAAAAAGACAAGUGGGUUUGGUUCACAAGGCCAGAGAGAAAAGGUUAAAGAUGGGUUUGAGGAGAGAGUGGUGCAAGUGAGCAGAGUGACCAAAGUUGUUAAAGGCGGCAAGCAAUUGCAUUUCAGGGCUGUGGUUGUUGUGGGUGAUAAAAAGGGACAAGUUGGUGUUGGAGUUGGGAAAGCUAAGGAAGUUGCUGUUGCUGUUCAGAAAUCUGCUGUUAAUGCUAGAAGGAAUGUCAUCACAGUGCCCAUGACCAAGUAUCUGACAUUUCCUCACAGAUCUGAUGCGGAUUAUGGGGCGGCAAAAGUCAUGCUUAGACCUGCAUCUCCGGGUACUGGAGUGAUUGCUGGUGGAGCUGUGAGGAUUGUUCUAGAAUUGGCUGGAGUUGAGAAUGCUUUGGGCAAGCAGCUUGGAAGUAACAAUCCCCUCAAUAAUGCAAGAGCAACUGUCGUGGCUGUGCUGAAGAUGAGGCAAUUUAGUGAAGUUGCACAAGAGCGUGGUAUUCCAAUGGAAGAGCUUUGGAAGUGAAGGACUUGACCAAAUCUUUGUUGUCAGACUUCUCUCUGUAGAUCCAACUACUCAGCAAUGUAGUCCCACAUACAGUUUUUCUCAAAUAUUAUGUAUGUUGUUAUCAAAUCUGUACUUAGUACACUUCUUGAUUCAGAAACUUGUGGGAAAAGAGAACAAAAGAAAAAACAGAAAACCAUCCCUCGUAUUUGAGGAGAUUUUCCUUCAUCCUCUUUUUGUGUCAUAAUCUAACUUUUUAGUGCAUUGUUAACAAA
This is a messenger RNA of Coffea arabica (coffee), 1256 nucleotides long. RefSeq names its product small ribosomal subunit protein uS5c-like. Gene Ontology annotation, biological process: translation. Gene Ontology annotation, cellular component: mitochondrial small ribosomal subunit; ribosome. Gene Ontology annotation, molecular function: structural constituent of ribosome; RNA binding. The record is from RefSeq and is a predicted model, not a curated record. Lineage: Eukaryota; Viridiplantae; Streptophyta; Magnoliopsida; Gentianales; Rubiaceae.